This is a messenger RNA of Pseudo-nitzschia multistriata, 6818 nucleotides long. Lineage: Eukaryota; Bacillariophyta; Bacillariophyceae; Bacillariales; Bacillariaceae. The record is from the annotation of a GenBank genome assembly.
UUCAGUAAUGCAGCAAUUUUUUGUUGCCAACAAAAAUCAUUUCUUGGUCCAUUCUUUUUCUCUAUGAGAGCCCCCGACAGCGUUGGAGUGACUUGCCGCAACCUGAUACCAAGGAAAAGGGGAAUCGAUUGACGAAAGAACAGAAGAUGCCUCUCCCGAUUGCCAUAGGAGGAGCUUCACUCUCAUCGGAACAGCUCCGGAAAGCGUUCCGACCAUCCAGUGGAUCACCAGCAGUCGCAGCUUCGAUCCGGGAAGAUGGAGACGACAAAAAUAGUGGACAGCCAUAUCAAAGUGUGUCCUGGGCCGUUUGUCCACAGAAUGAAUGGCAGGCAAGAACCGUGGUAUCCUUUUACGAUGACGACAACAGAAACAGAAUACAGCGCCCGAGGUGGCGACGAAGAGAUGAGCCACAACCAAUAAAAAAGAAACGAAUGGUAGAAAUUCGGGUCCAAAUUUCGCCCUUGACCAGUGCCUUUUCUUCGAAAGCUUUUAGAGAGACGAGAUAUCAUUUGGAAUUGCUUACCAACUUUGAUGAAGAAGGCGAUGGCGAAGAUAAAGCUACGAAUGGCGGUGAAGGGGUCUCGUCGUCCUCAAACCGUUCUUUGCUAUCGGAUUUAGAUUCGUAUACGGAUUGUACGUCUCGAUCAAAAAGUAGCAAUAGAAGUCUAAGUCACCAGCACCAGACGCCACAAGUCGUGUUCUCGGCAGACAGGAAGCAUCUGAUGGUGCUGGUCUUUCACCCAGAAUCUAGGAGGAAAAGGAUACAGCAAAAGGGAUUGCGCUCGCAAUCUUCCCUAAUUCUUUUCCAAUUACGAGCCCCGAAAACCACUACAAAUGAUUCCAAUGAAAGAAGCGCUAUACCGCUUCCACCGUAUAUUGUGACGACCAAAAGUGAGCAUAGUGACGAUCUCAGCACGUCACCGUCCUCGCCAUCAGGUGCAAGCACAAAUGCGAAGUCUCCAGUCGUGGCUACCCACCCGAAAUUUGUACCUUGUUGGGGCGUGACCACCGUUUGUCGUCUUGGAGGCGGCACCGAUGAUACUUUUUAUCAUGGAAGUACUGCGCAGGGAGAGGAGAACCAAAAUAAUGCAAAUGCACAGCAGCAGCACCAACAACCGAACUCUUUGUCCACAACUAUCUUUUUGGCAGUUCGAAGCGAUGGGACUCUUCUUUGGGUUGACACACAAUCUGUCCGAGUUACUGCCACAGCACGCUUGCCGUCAGCACUUUGCAACGAUCUGGUUUUUGGAUGCAUCAAAGCGUCGCCUAUAUCGACACUCGAGAAGGGGAUCCUGGCGUUGGUAGUCACUUCUUCGUCUUCACCACCACAGCAUUCAACGACGUCGACCUCGACGUCAUCACAAUCUUCGGGCACUUCUUUGUCAGACAACGAUGUCGAGGAUGACGAUAUCUAUGGAUAUGGUAACACUAGAACCAGUGAAGAAGAUCAUGACGAAGAGAAAAUCCGUAGGGGAGAUUGUGUCUUGGUGAAGUGGUCCCUUGUAUCGGCAACACCGGUUCAGAAAACAUUUUUAAGGCGUGCUAGUACAGGAAAUGUUUCUUUUCAAUCAGACUCGGACUGGGAUCAACAAAACGAGAACAAACGAUUCUCUCAAACAAAGCGAUCUGAAGGACUGACUGACUCGUUGACGAAAACAAAUGAGACCUUCGAAGACAAUAUGAAUCCUUUGCAGCGAAUGCUCGGGAAUCUCAAUAAACAACAGAAUAUUGCGGCUGCCAUGGAAGAAAAAGAAGAACAACUUCGUCGCAAACAACACAUGGAUCAGUUCGUAUUGCAACAAUUAAAGAAGAAAGACGUCGGAUUAAAAAGUGGGACGUUUUCAUCGCCCUCCUCGUCAUCACCAUUUCUACAUCGAAGGGGCGGGGAGAAGACGGCCCAUCUGGUUAAGCCUCCACCUAGUCCCCGCUCUAGUAGAUCGCUAUUUUCAAGACGAUCUAGUGGUACAACCGAUAGUAUGAAUAGCGAAUCAGGGUGUGACAUGGCAAUGCCAAACAUUCAAAAAAGCAUGCAAGUAAAAAUACUUUCGGUUUGGUCACCGCCAUCGUUAUCAGCAUCUGGUGCUAGAAAUCAAUACUCAGAAGAAAAUAGCAAGGCAAUUGUUGGUGAUGUUUGUUUCGGUUCUAUCCCAUCCAUCCUAUGUGUAGUCUAUCACGAGAGUCAAUCAGCGCACAAAUCGUCACCAUUCUCUCCUGUGAAACGGGUUGGACAAAUUUUGGCAAUAGAGAAGAGGAGCAAUGGCAAUAGCUGUGAGCUGUUACCAGUUGUUUCACUCUAUUUGUCCUCGGAACAGGUAGCAGAGGCACCAAGUGUGUCAAAUUACAAGACUGACAUUCUUUUAGAUUGCAUGUCAAGCUUGGAUGAGAGCAGCUACACUGAAAGUAUAGAAAAGAGUGAAAUCUCUACUCCCGAAAUUUUACCAUCCCAAAUGAUUGGCAUCGAACACGACCCCUUUACGGAUUCGUUUGUGAUCAAUGCAAUAUUUAAUGGUGACAAAAAAAUGCAUUGGGUUGGGUGUGCUUGGGAUUGGAGAUCAAAUGCCAUUGGAUGGAUGAUUCAACAAGAGAUUGCGUCGUUAAACUUAGGUAGAAUCGGUAGCGACAAUCAGGUUUGGGCGCGUUUGUACUGCGGGCGAGACCCAUGCAAUGGAGGAGGAUCAUAUCUGAUCUACAUCAAUUCGUCUCAGCGAUAUGAUGUGAACUAUGAUGGCGUUGAUCUUGAUGCUAGUACUGUGUUUAUUGUCAAAAAUGAAAAAAGAACGAUUCCUAUGGCGAUACUGUCUCCAACAAAUUCGAUGAACACAAGAAUUUUUACUGAACGUUGCUCAUUGCUUCUUGCCAAGGAUCAUAUCUCAUUUCCAAGCGUCUCGAGACAAGAUUCUAAUACAACCAUGCGAAAGAUAGGCUGGAAGAUUUCUGCACUACCUCUGUCGUACGUUAAGUCCCAUGGAGCGCCUCAAAUCGCGGCAAUCAGUCCCUCCACCGCUAAAUCAAUUGCUGUGGCCUCCGCAUGUGGUGUUUGUGUCUUGGAUACACAGAAAGGGAAUGGAAACAAAUGGAAACAAUUUGGAACUCCAAGCGAAGAAGUUUUGUUUUCUACGAUUGCCAUGACAUGGUGGGAGGGAUCUCCAGAUGGCGUAUGGGAUGAUGAAAAAGAUGACCUUCUCGUAGCAGUCACCGAAACCAAAAAUGGGGAACAGUUUCUGUCAUGCUGGUCGUCUAAACGGUAAGAAAAGAGGCCAAUCAAUGAAUUUCAGUUCUUCGGUUUGUGAUUAUGACCCAAUUUCUUUUUCACUUACAAUAUGUAUCGUUUCGCAGUUUGGAUCUCAUGCAUCAAUUGUUGGAUACGCCUGACCUUGAAUGGAAACCGGGGGAAUCGCAAGAUCCCGAACCAUCUUUUGGCAUACCUCUACCAAAGGAUAUCAAAGUAACAAACAUCUCACUUCUUCCCCAGCCUCAAAAUGGAUUGUCUCGGCGUAGUGGUGAUCCACGAAAAGCUGUAGUUCUCGUUUACUCACCUGACCUAGAGAUAGAAUGUGAAUUCCUUGUCUUAAGGCUACAGGUAUUCCGAAACAAAGUCCCGAGUUCUCACGCGGUGGGUGAGUCAUAUGUAGCAAGGAGACCAUUUUACGUCAUGGCUCACACUGCCCUCAGGGCAAGUAUGAAGCAUGAUAAACUGCCAGGAUCAGUAACGUCUGCUUUUAUUGCAGGUGCAAGCUUCAAAUAUGAUUUGACAAAAUCCGCAGAAAAGAAAUCGAACUCAAAUAUCGGGGACAAUGAACUUUUGGUCACGCUCGGAUUGAAUCGUACAUCUGGAGGAAUGUAUGCAUAUUCUGCAUUUGAACACGGCAAUUUGCGCAUCGCUUCGUUAUCAAAUUUGCAAGUGUCAAAAUACCAGUUAUCCGAUAUCGUUGUUUUCGGCGCCCCCUCUGAUGUCGACUUAAUGCCGGUGGUUAAAUUCGUCUGGAACAUUGAACUUUUGAAUGGUGACCUUGUGUGCUGGUCCGUGCCAUCAUCUGUUGCUCCUAAACAUGAUCAAAUUGAUGAUUAUAUGGCCGAUUUAUCCAUUCAAAAUGAAACAAAUAAUCAAAGAACACCUGGAGUGAAAGGGCCGAAAGGACUUCGUCCUCCUUUUUUCGUUUGUGAUGAGAAAUGCACAAACAAGAAUGAACGUUUGGCCCUCGGCACCCUUUGUGAAGUCGGAAGUGUUUCCGAUUGGGCCUUUCAAUCAUCAUCUGGUUGUCAAACUGACAUAUCCCUUGGAGUUGUACCACAGUCGGGGUUUGGCUGUGUACUAAGAUCUGGACAGAAAUCCCAGAAAUUUGCUAGAAGUCAAAUAGGAGACAUCGGUAGUGGUCUAUUUUCUUCAAAUCUACUCGAUAUGAAUACAUAUUCUCAAAGUGUGUUUGUUAUUACACCACCAGCAUUUGUAAUAUCACUUUAUGCCCUUCUUCUAGAAGCAGCAUCAAUCCGAAUGGACUCCGGGCUGGAAUCAUUGAUUGACAAAAAGAGACACCUCAAGGUACGAAAUUAGCUCUCCACAUAUCCUUUGAACUAUUCACUUUCCGAAUGUACUAAUCUAUUUUCUGUGUUGCAAACAUAUUUGAGAAGGUGAUAGAAGGGCAAGUUCAAUCUAGAUUGACAUCAGAGGGAAACGCUGACAUGUCGAUGAUGGCGCUGCGAUUAAUUAUUUUUAGAUCUUUGGAAAUGAUAACCAAGAUGCAUAGAAGAUACACCAAAGAUCCAUCAAACUCAAUGGAAUUCAAUCUCCUAUUAAGUCAAAGUCUGCUGGCAGUAGUUGUGAACGCAGUCCGAGAGUGUACAACCAAUCUUCGAUUUGCGUCACUUCUCUUAGAAGUUGGCCGGCAAACGGAACCCGGUAACUUACAAUUUCUUUUCCCUCUACCAUUGCCAGAUAAAAAUAUUGAAUUGAAGCAUAUACCCAACAAAUUCACAGCCAGAUCUGCAAUAGAUCUUUUUACAAUCUGCAUGAACGAAGGUUCCCUAGCAGCAUCCGCGUCAGCAUUGCCGUUGUUAACCAGCAAAGACCAGGCACGUUAUUAUUGUGGAUUGCUCUUGGACGAAGCAAUCCAUAACUUCAUCCAAAACACGAAAUCUACUGAUUAUAAUUUCGAUAAGACUGAAGAAGAGCGACGUGCGCUGGGUGAUUUUUGUCGUUUUGGGAUGAAGCUUGAAGAUGCCGAAUGUUUUGAAGAAAAGCUCGUCACCGAGAAUCAGGAAAAGAGAACUGGUCGUGACAGCAACUCGGUCGAUACAAUGGAUCGAAGUUCUUCAAACCAAAGUCUCAUUCUAGAAACUCCUGAAAUGGCGCAGCGCAAUCUGAUUUGCACCUUGAAUGCAAGCAGCUCUAUCCUCAAUUAUAUCGUUCCCUCUACCAUCAAAGGAGAAACCGAGAAACAAAGAGAAGAAGACGCUAUUCGACGCGAGGCAACUACUUUUAUUAGCAAAAGCUUAGACGAUCCAGCACUCGAUUUCGCAAUGCUACCGAACUGGGAUGAGAAUUUUGAUUCUCAACACUCCAAUGGAGCCGAGAUAACUAAUAUAGCCAGUUUGGUCGGAGAUGCAUUGCUUGGUUUGAUACAAGAAGAACAGGCCGAUAACAAUUGGAAAGCAAUAUCUGCUAUUUCAAAGAUGAUUUUGCAAGAAGGCGCAGAUGUUUUGUAUUCUUUCGACUUGUUUGUUGAAAUGGCGAACAAAUCGCAGCCGUUGGACAUUCUGUCUAUGAUUCCGGAGUCAUACGAUGUUAAUAAUGGAAUCGAAGAAAAUUUGACAAAGUACAUUGAAGAAGAAAUCAACUCGAGUUCUGCGCAGAUCAAUGAUCAUGACGCAGAAACUGUCGUUGACUUGGCACUUCUACUUAUUCAGCGGAUACAUACAUUACCAUUAGCUGACAUUGCGGACCAAGCCUUGAUGGAAGUUGGCCUUGUUAUUAUAGUGAUGGUGGGUUGUGACAUAAUGGGGCGCUCAGCAUUUAUCCAAGAUAUGCUGGAUCAAGAUUGCAUCUUGAAUAAAUGCUACAAAGAUGCCACAACUGCAGGGAAAGAGACAGUACCUACUCAUGCAGCUUGAUCUUUUUGUUUCAGAACUGUUCACCAUGCACGUGGGUCAAAUAACAAGACAAUCGCAUUUAACGCAACUUUUAGAAAAUGUGUACCCUUCAUUGAACUUCGACUGAGACAGUUCUCAAUAGUUUCUUUGGUACAAGAACCAUUCAUCCCAAAACUACUAAAGACGUGCCUCUGUCCAAGAAACAAUGAAUUUCCUGUUUCGCAGAAACAUGUGAGGUUCACUUCUUUGCCUAUGCAGUAGACAGGAAGUUGAUUUGACCAUUUUUCUUUCCGACGACCUGAAGAUUUAUGGAGAAUGUUUGGGUCACAUCUUGAUACCGUGUUGUGACACACACUUUUCCAUUCAGGAAAUCAGCCAAUUUUAUUGUCUUCUCUUUGAAUCUGCCGACUUGCCUUCUACUGCCUUGAUAACAUUCUUGUGUUGGUACGCUACGGUAAGCAUCUUACUGACUAAAGAGAAUCUUCAGGGUAAAUGAUGUUCACGGCGCUUCACAUGAAUGGAAACACAUAUGGCAUUGCUAUUCCGGAUCGGCCUUGGAUAUACUUGAAUUUCGGAAUAAGUAUGAAAUCCUCAAGUAUGAAAUCCGUAAGUCGUGAACUCCUGUCACACGUCGAUGACUUGCCAUUCAUGGACAAACGUCAAAGGGAAUAAACUGGAGAUCUAUCACAGUUUCACUAUCGAAAUAAAUUGAUUAAAAGGGAGAAAAGACA